This is a messenger RNA of Entrophospora sp. SA101, 2568 nucleotides long. The record is from the annotation of a GenBank genome assembly. NCBI's taxonomy places the organism in Eukaryota, Fungi, Glomeromycota, Glomeromycetes, Entrophosporales, Entrophosporaceae.
AUGGAGGAAGAACCUAAAUUCAAACUCCCAGAAAUUAUCGAUAACGAAAAUGGUUGGGGUCCUUCACCUCUCAUGUUGCCAGAAAAAUUCAGAGACAUUCCUUUUGCUCCUUAUAGCAAAGCUGAUAAAUUAGGAAGAAUAGCUGAUUGGUUUACACCAGAACAAAAAGAAAAGGAACAGACUGGUAGACAAAGAACAACUUAUCGUAGUUAUCGUGAUCAAUAUACGGCAUAUGGAUAUGGUGCAUCUAGUACUUUUGCAUAUACUCAUGCUGAUGACGAAGCAUCUUUUUCUGUUGUUGAUAAUCGAACCACACAUCAAAAAAAAUCUACUUCAUACAGAACUACUGGUGGUCAAGGACAACGUCAAUUCAGAAAUGGACAAUAUCAAAGACUUGGUACACAAAAUAGAAAUGCCACCGGCGGUAAAUUCACACCAGCAAAUAUUAGAAGGCGCUUUGGUUGGAAAGAUUAUGAUAAACCACAAAGAUCAAGAGAAUCUUCGGUUAAUGUUGGGCCUGAAUGGAAAGAACUUGAAGAAAUUGAAUUUAUUCGGUUAACUAAACUUAAUUUGGAUGUAGAUGAUGGCGAGGAUUUAUCUUCACAUGGAUUCAUGUAUUAUUAUGAUAAAAGCUAUGAUCUGGUUAGAACCAAAACUGAAAAACCAUUAUUAUCUAACGAGCGCAUUCGAUUUUUUACCACCACAUCCAAAGAUCCGAUUAUAGAACAACUGGCAAAAGAUAAUCAAGCAACAGUUUUUGCUACGGAUUCUAUUCUAAGUCUUCUUAUGUGUGCCCCAAGGUCUGUGUAUCCAUGGGACAUUGUAAUAAAUCGAGUUGGUGACAAACUUUUCUUUGACAAAAGAAAUAAUGAUAUUAUAACAGUAAAUGAAAAUGCAACUGAUCCACCUCUUGAAACAGGUGAUAAAGAUAAUAUAAAUUCUCCUAGUGCUUUAGCAUUGGAAGCAACAGAAAUCAAUAAUUUUUUUGCAUUACAAGUUGUUAACGAGGCUGAAAAACAUGAAUUUGAAAAUCCCAACCCAUUUAUUAAUUCCACGGAUGAAAUUGAAUACAUGGCACCAGGUGCAUAUAAAUAUAGACGGUUUGAUCUCAGUAUUAAUGAAGAGGAAGAUUUUGCAUUGAUUGUUAGAACUCAACUUGACUCAGUUGUCAAAACAUCAACUGGUGAUUCCUUUAUCACCAUAAAAGCUUUAAAUGAAUUUGACACACGUGCUCAAGGUGCAGGUGGUGCUUUAGAUUGGCGUCAAAAAUUAGAUACUCAGAGUGGUGCAGUUGUUGCUACUGAAAUGAAAAAUAAUAGUUGUAAAUUGGCAAGAUGGGCUGUUCAAAGUAUUUUGGCAAAAGCUGAUCAAAUGAAAUUAGGCUAUGUUUCUAGAGCAAAUCCUAAAGAUAAUACUCGACAUGUAAUCUUGGGGACUCAAGUUUACAAACCACGUGAUUUUGCCACUCAAAUGAACUUGUCUGUUUCCAAUGGAUGGGGAAUAGUUAGAACAAUCAUUGAUUUAUGUAUGAAAUUACCAGAAGGUAGAUAUGUAUUACUUAAGGAUCCUAACAAGCCUGCAAUAAGGCUAUAUUCUGUUCCAGUAAACUCUUUUGAGGAUGGUGGUGAGAAUAAAGGAUAUGAAAGUCGUAGUAUAUUUCAACAUCCUUUUAAUGUGUUGCCUAUUCCAGGCAUUCAUGUAGGCUUUUCGAUUAGAUCAGUAGAAAAAGUAGAAGAGGAAAAUGAUUUAGCAGAUAUUUCAAAAUUAUGUCGAUUACUUGAUAAACUGUUUGUACUUUUGGAUUUUAAUUUAAAAUUUGAUGAAAAAAUCCAAAAACCAAUGAUGGAUCUUAGAUUUCUAUGGAAAUAUGAGAAUCAGGACAUAAAGAUUGUUAAAGAAGAAAAAGAAUUAUUAUUUGAACAACAGCAUCAAAAAUUUAAAUUUAUAGAAACGCUGUUAACAGUUCCAAAUGAUCGUGUACCUCCUGCAUUAAAUUAUUCUUUCAAUUCUGUUCUGUCACCAAAUCAAACAUUUCAUACUAAUUUCCAUACCACUGUCAAGGGUGACAAUGAUGAAAUAAAAGGAAUGGAAGAUGAGGAAACUUGUAAAUUAUUAUUUAUUCAUAUCAUACCAAAUACUUUUAUUGUUGAUAAAUAUCAAUUAGAUGACUCAAAUGACAUAAAUGAUAAUAAAAGGAUUGAAAUAUUUGGUGAAAUGAAUCUAGAAAGUCCAGUUGGUGAUAAAUCAUUAAGAUGGGGCAACGUUGCAAUUAUUAUUAGUGUUCCAUGGCCUUUGGUAGUUUGUUUAUAUCCGUUAUUUUCACAAACACCAUUACCAUUAUCACUUUUUUAUAAUAAUAAAAGAAAACAAAUUAAAUAUAUUCUACCCAUACAACAAAACCAUUGGCCAAUAGAAUUAGUUAAAGUACCAAUUGGUCAAUUGAAUCAUUUAAAGAUUGUUGAACUAUGGACAAUAUUAGUUGUUCUAAUUGGAAGUUUUUGGAUUUUUUGGACUGUUUCAAAAAAAAUUGCUGCUAAAAACGCGCAAGAUAAAAAUAAAAUUGAUUAA